Messenger RNA from Pangasianodon hypophthalmus (striped catfish), 1782 nucleotides. RefSeq lists its product as uncharacterized. Gene Ontology annotation, molecular function: DNA binding. The coding region runs from base 293 to 937 and encodes 214 amino acids. Lineage: Eukaryota; Metazoa; Chordata; Actinopteri; Siluriformes; Pangasiidae. The record is from RefSeq and is a predicted model, not a curated record. The transcript is spliced from 7 exons.
CACUCCGCUCCUGACGUGGCGGAGCGCGAGUCGCACGCGUACACCUUCCUCCGCCCCGCGUGGGCCUCGGCUAUUGGCCGCGCGUGCCCGUGUGCUGUCUGCGCGCCGACGCAGGUGCCAAAACCGAAACUUCUCCUCAUGCAAAUAUUAACGGACUGCUUUAAUGCGCGUGCUCCUGACACACCGCCGAAGUGUAGGUGAACUUUACCGACCCGAAUCGCGCGUGCUUCGUCUCUGGUUAUAAACUUUACUACACAGUCCGUGCGCUCGCGCCGUCACUGCAGAUCACGUGAUGCCGCAGGUGACGGGGCCCGUGCUGCUGCAGCUCGCGCUGCUCCUGUGCGCUCUGCCCGCGCAGUACCUCAUCAUGGAGUGGACCAGCGGAACCGCCGCACAGCGCAGACUGGCCACACAGGGGAUCCUUGAUGCGUGGAAAAGCAUGAGGAAAUCGUAUCUAAACGUGACUAUCUGGGUAGACUGGAUCACUUCCUGGAUGCCCAAACUUCCACUGUUGGGAGCGGAGGAGGAGCUGGAGGAGAUGCAUGGAGAGAUCAUGGCGCUGGAGAUUCUGAUGCAGAGUAAUGAGCACGGCUACUUUGCAGCUUCAGAGGUGACGCGCAGCCCCAGGCCAGCGUAUGUGCUGCACCGUGUUGGAGAGGUCGUCAUAGAGACCCAGAAUCACAUGGUGGGGGUGAUAGUGGGCUGGGAUGAAGGACUCCGAGCUCCUCCAGAGUGGUUAAGGAGGAAAAAAUACACAGACUCAGAGGUGAAAAGAUUGGAGGACACCCCACACUACAAAAUUUUGUUCAGUGGACCUGAUCCGUCCUCUCUGAUGAUUGGAUACUUGCCCCAAAAUUCACUCCAACUCUUUGAGGGAUACAGGAAAUCCCCACUCUGGAUCAGUAUUUCUCUCACUUUGACGGGAAAAAAUUUGUGAUGCUCGACUGGCUGAGAGACAUCUACCCUGAGGACUGAGAGAGAAACGGAGACCGACACACCAGCAUGUCGGAUCACACUGAUAUGUUGAUGGUACGGUGUGAAAGUCGUUCUGUUGUGAAUUAGCACAUGUCACUUUGAGCACAGCUCUCCUCACUCUCGUGCCUUGGAGUCUGCUGAUGGAGUGUGGAUGUGAUUUAGGCUGUGACCAUGCUUCAGCGCUUUUACAGUUAGGACUGCAAAUUCAGGGAUGAUUAACACAAAUAAAUAAAUUACAACUAACUAUGUGAGUGAAUCAGAUGAAGGACUGGCUCACAGAGAGGGACAUUUUAUUUUUCUAUUAUUUAAUUGCCUCUGUUUGUUAAACAUACACUGGGUUUUUCAUGAAUGUAAUUCAGAUCAUUGCGGUUUAAAGAAUCCUCAGUACUGUGCAAUGGAUUUUUAACAUACUUUUAAACAGUGUUCUCAAGAAUAUGUCAACUAGAAGUGAAACCACACACCUGAGCUAAUUAAGUGUUGUUUGUUUUUUGCCAUUUGCUUAUGUAUGGUAUGUGUUACAGCUGCUCAGGAUGUAUGAUAUUUGCAUUAUUGGGCCUCAGAGGGUUUAGUUUUGAUUACUUUGGGAUUAGAUGGGGAGUGAGUACUGUUUGUACUAUCAGGAAAAGAAAGAAAAAAAAGUGGGGAAGGAUAAACUAGCCUUGAAUCUGGAGGCAACAGCACAGUUCAGUAUAAUUUCUAUUAUUAAAAGCAGCCAUGCCUUGUGAAAUUCAGGGUCUUUCAGCAGAUUAUUUGCCUAAAAGUUUGUCCAUUUUUCAGUCUCUAGUCUAAAUAAAUGGUUAAGAUUCA